This is a messenger RNA of Mytilus californianus (California mussel), 2410 nucleotides long. Its product is annotated as sodium-dependent glucose transporter 1A-like. NCBI's taxonomy places the organism in Eukaryota, Metazoa, Mollusca, Bivalvia, Mytilida, Mytilidae. Gene Ontology annotation, biological process: transmembrane transport. The coding region runs from base 846 to 2351 and encodes 501 amino acids. The transcript is spliced from 6 exons. The record is from RefSeq and is a predicted model, not a curated record.
AGCACAAGUAUUAAUAGCAAUGACAAAAAUAGCAAGCCUAUUGACUAACUAAUGACAUACAUACUUGAAUGGUUCACAGUUCAGUCUUGCAUAAACAUCUGAAGUAUUGGAAACUAUAUGAGUGAUUGUAAAUUCAGUGGAAAACAUGGCUACAUCACAAUUUGUAAAGUAAUGCCUUAUGAAGUGGAACACCAAAUCCCAAAUGUAUAAACAUAGCUGCAACUUUGAGAAUUUUUGCCAAAAAAUUAAAAAGAAAGAUUUUCUGGAUGAAAAAAUAUCUGAAAUGAAAAAGUGGAAGAUACUAAGGAGACAUUUAAAACUCAUAAAUUGAAGAGAAACCGACAACGCCAUGACAUAAAACGAAGAAACAACAAGCCAGUCCACAAAACACUACAGAGUAAACCAAAGACUGGGCAACAUGAUUUAUCUUAUCUGCUCCGGAAGGUUAAGGGGCUGCACAUGUGGCACCCGCCAGGUUGCCGAUGAUGACGAAAUGGUCAUAUAACAUUCAUUUGUUCAUUGAGACGUCUUAAAUAUAAACUUAGACAACGAUAUCUAUCUGGGAACAAGUUUUUAAAGUUAAACAUUUCAGGAUUGAUUGAUUAAUUGAUGGUGGUUUAACGCUGUGUCAGAACACAUGGGCUUUAUAUGGUGCUGCAGGAAUAAUUUUGUUUGUAACACGAAAAGUAGGUGGAAGACCUAAAUUCGAUAAAUAGUAACAAAUUAACAUAAGUGUGACCAUUUGGUUUACGUUUUCUCUCUGUACAAUGAUAUCUGUUCGAUAACUUACAUUCAAAUAACAUACACAGCUCUGUUCACUGUAGGAACAAACAUUUGAUGCAAAGAUGACGAUUUGUCCAGAUUCAGCUUUAAAUCUCUACGGAAAACUGAAGAACGACAAAGCCUACAGACAAAUCUUUACAAUGUUUGCGUGGUCCUGUUUUGCUUUUCUUGUCUUGGGUUGGAAUCUUGGACUUGGAGGGCCGACUCUUUUAGACCUUCAAAUUAUAGCAAACUGUUCACUAGAACAAGCCUCUCUGUUCUUUACAGCUAUCUCAUGUGGAUAUUUAGUUUCAUCUCUUGUUAUUGGAGUCACUUUUGACAGAUUAGAUAAAUUUUUGCAUAUUGUUUUCGGAAAUGUCGGCAUCACAAUCGUUAUGGCUGCCAUACCAUGGUGCAAAUACUAUGAACUCAUGUUCACAAUGCAUGUUCUAAAGGGAUUUAUGUGUGGAUUUUCAGAUGGAGUUGCUUCAACCCUUUUGAUUCACCUUCUUGGUCAAGACUGCAGAAGAUAUAUACAGAUUCUUCAUUUUUUCUACACAGUUGGAGGAAUGCUAUCAUCGCUAGCCACUGCUCCUUUCUUAAAUCAGUUUGAAGGAUCAGAUAUAAUAAAAAACGAGUCGUAUGAUGGUAUAUUUAAUGUAACAACUUUGCUUUACAACAAUAGUAACGCAUCCACGGUUCAAAAUUCACAUGACCUUUCAAUUUUACGAAAUACUAGCGAGAGUUCACUAACAACGGAAAUUUAUAAACCAUUCUUAAUUUCUGCAGGAUUAAGUUUUCUGUCAGUUGUUCCAUUUUUUGUCAUGUACUUUACAUUUGAUAAGCAACUGACGGAAACAAAACAAAAAAAGGAAUCAAAAGUAGACAAAAAGUGUGAACUUCCACUAUUGCUCCGUAUCCCAGCUUUAUUGAUAAUAGCCUUAUGUUCAUCAGUUUACACAGCACUUGAGGAUUCGUUUGCCAGUUUUUUGGCGACGUUUGCUGUAAAGCAGUAUCAAUGGGGAAAAUCUGUAGCUUCAUAUGCUACAUCACUUUACUGGGCUUCAUUUUCAGGUGGUAGUCUUAUCGGAAUAUUUAUAGCGCCAUUAUUUGAUUUGUCUAAAUUCUUGACUUUCUACAGUUUGAUGAUAGUUUCAUCAAUUACCGUGCUCUUGUUGACUACUUUAUAUGGACUUGAUGAUGGCAUUUGGGCAUCUGCUGCCAUCUGUGGAUUCUUUAUGUCGGUUUUCUUCCCAUUAUUUUUAGCAUGGACAGAAGAGAAUUUCCUUCAUGUUUCUGCUCGAGUUACGGCUUUGAUAAUGAUAUCAGGAAGCAGUGGGGUAAUAAUCAACCCGGUAAUUCUUGGGCAGCUUAUGGAAGUAUCACCUGUUUGGUUCUGUUACAUCUUACUAGGAGAAAGUAUUGUAUUGUUCCUACUUUUUUGCGUUGGCACUCUCCUAUCAAAGAAAACAAAAAGAUUUCGAAUGUUGUCAAAACUUGAAAUUCGUGUGGACAGAAACGGGGAAAUAUAUGAAAACGAAAAUUCAGAUGUAAAACUCGACAAAAAUAUUGAAAUAACAAAAUUCUGAACAAAAAAUAAUUUUUUAUCACGUGUUAGAUUAAUUCAAAUAAAAUAAUUCAUCAAAGA